Molecule: messenger RNA, 712 nt
Organism: Notodromas monacha
Lineage: Eukaryota; Metazoa; Arthropoda; Ostracoda; Podocopida; Cyprididae
Source: the annotation of a GenBank genome assembly
AUUGGAAUGCUGUAUUACCAAAAGUUUCUUCACCAAAACGACUUUGCUUCUUCGAAAAUUAUAUCGUUACUGUAUUGUAGUUUUUAAACGCAACUUUCUCGGGAUUGGGAGGAAAAUAAGCUGAAGCUUGACUGGGCUCGGUAGAAAAAAUCUUCCAUAUUAUCAGAGUUUCUGUGAUGAUGGAUAGAGGCCUUGAGAAACCUUCGAAAAUUAUAUCGUUAUGAUUUUUCAUUGGCUUCUAUGAAAAUUCAUGGGAAACGUGUUGUUCGCUCCUGAGAUCCCAGGAAGCGCCGGGACGGAAGUUUACGAGAAACCCGCGACAGCUCGAUUGCCACUGCGAUGUCGAUACGUGGAUCACUGCGACGAAUUACACGACAAUCCUGAUGAAGAUGUAACGCCCAACACGAUCGCGGAUAUCACCCGAGUGCGGUCGGCACUUUCAAACGAUUACGGAAAAGGACUGACGGCUUCGCAGUUCGUAAAUGAAAUUGUAAAAAGCCUGCCACGAUACUUUCACGGCGAUCCCUCGUACAUGGCCGUCUUACUGCUGAAGCUGAUUCAGCGGGAAAGCGGUGAUGUGGAAAUUAUCAAUUUCGAUGACCUUAUCGAACUGGCUGAUUUAAUGGAGAGCUGCAACACGCCCGACGAUCGUCUCGCAUUCGCCCUUUAUGUCAUCAGCAGUUGUAACCCGAAGGAUAUUCUUGAACAGUGA